Auanema sp. JU1783 is the source of this 2199-nucleotide messenger RNA. The record is from the annotation of a GenBank genome assembly. NCBI's taxonomy places the organism in Eukaryota, Metazoa, Nematoda, Chromadorea, Rhabditida, Rhabditidae.
AUGUCUAAUAUGGACACAGCUCGCGUCGUUAGUUUUCCAGUAGAAAUAGACUUUGAAGAGAAGAGUGUGCAAGGCAACAGCGAAACCAAAGAUGAAAGAGAAGAAGCUAUUGUUAUGGCCGGUGGACUGACCAGAGCCCCCAUGAAUCAGGAUGAGUUUGAUAAAAAAUUCUGUUACAAUAAUCCGGAGCAAGAUUCCAUCUACCGGAAAAGAAUUUCUAAAUUCUUCAAAAAGUAUUAUGAACCUUGUACUUCUUGGAUAUCUUUCAAAUAUUCGUUCCUGUCUUUCUUUCCUAUUUUCGAAUGGCUACCGCGUUAUAGCUGGAAAGAAGAUUUACUGUACGAUUUCGUAGGUGGUAUCACUGUUGGUGUCAUGCAUGUCCCACAAGGAAUAGCUUACAGUUCAUUAGCAAAACAAGAAGCUGUUUCCGGCUUGUACACGUCUUUUUUCUCUCCUAUUUUGUACAUGAUUUUCGGAACUUCCAGACAUGUUUCAAUGGGAUCCUUUGCCAUUGUCUCUCUGAUGACUGGAUUAACAGUAGAAAGAAUGACGAACUCCUUAUCAGUUAACCUGAAAACACCAUUAGCUAACGAAGUGUCAACUGCUCUGACGCUGCUUGUGGGAUUGAUGCAAGUUUUGAUGGGCUUUUGCCAGCUCUCAUUCAUGAUGUCAUACUUCUCGGACCAGGUCAUAGCCGGCUUCACUACAGGAGCUUCUUUUCACGUCCUCAUUUCACAGUUGAAAGGUGCUUUCGGAUUGGGGAAGCUUCCAAAACGUCAAGGUCCAGGCAACUUACUGUUUAAGUUAUACGACAUUUUAAUGAAAAUUUCUUCAACAAAUCUGGUAACGCUGGGAAUAACUACGUCAACCAUGGCUCUAUUGGUGGUUGGGAAAGAUUAUAUAAAUCCUUGGAUCAUGAAGAAAAUAAAAAAGGACUUACCUGUUCCUUUUGAACUAGUGGCUGUUAUUCUCGGGACAGUGUUCGUAGGACUUUUCAAUCUUCAUGAGAAUUAUAGAGUAGCUGUAGUUAAAACUAUUCCUACAGGGAUACCUGUGCCAAGUGUACCAAACCUAUCACUUUUUCCUAGUUUGAUUCCUGAUGCAACUGCUAUUGCUAUUGUUACAGUUGCAAUACAUAUAUCACUAGCAAAAAUGUUUGCAAAGAAGAAGAAAUAUAAUGUUGAUCCUGGACAAGAGCUGUGGGCUCUUGGGUUCUCUUCAGUUGGCAGUAGCUUUAUGCCAGUCUAUCCAUCUGGGGAUUCACUUGGCAGAACUUUGGUCAAUGUUUCAGCUGGAACUAGAACACAGUUGUCCACAAUAUUCUCUUCGGUCCUCUUAGUAUCUGUCAUCGUUUACUUCGGCAAAUGGUUGGAAACAUUACCCAUGGCAGUCCUAUCAGGCAUUAUCAUAGUUGCUUUACGUGGAAUGGCAAGAAAGUUUAAAGACUUACCUACCCUAUGGCCUUUAUCUAAAAUAGACUUUAGCAUCUGGAUAGUCUCAUUCGUAGCUACAGUUUGCAUUGACGUUACAGAAGGACUGGCCAUUUCAAUUCUUUACGCAUUGUUCACCACAAUUAUGAGAGAACAAUGGCCUCGCUGGCACUUACUUGGAAACGUCAGUGGAACAACUGACUAUCGAGAUUCUGAAAGAUAUCAAGACGUUUUUUUCGUGAAAGGUAUAUGUAUCUUCCGUUUUGAUUCUCCUCUACUUUUCACAAAUGUCGAAAGGUUUAAAAAAACCGUAGAAAAAGCUUAUAAAGAAUGGGAAAGAUCUCAUGAAUUUUAUAUUCUUCGAAGAGAAAGAUCUCAAAUAUUCCUUGAUCCAUCAGUUCUGGAACACGAAAUUACACAGACGACUAAUGAUAGCAGUAGUAUAAUGUUGUCCCGACAUUUCAUAAUAGAUUGUUCUGGAUUUACGUUCGUGGACUGCAUGGGCGUUAGCUCGUUGAAAGAGGUUUUUGCGGAUAUGAGAGCCAAAGGAAUCUUGGUAUAUUUCGCAGCAGCUAAAGCUCCUGUACGAGAUCUGUUUGAAUCUAGCGGGUUCUUUAGCUUUGUAACCAAGGAUAACUUCUACCCUACGAUUCGUGAUGCAGUCGCCAUUGCCCGCAGAAGACAAUUAGUUAAGGGACACUUCGAAGCGUUGUACACUCCAGAACACGAUCGUUUGUCAGAAAUUAUCAGCUCUCAUCCAAUGGACUAA